Messenger RNA from Colletotrichum spaethianum, 963 nucleotides. RefSeq lists its product as uncharacterized. The transcript has a single exon. The record is from RefSeq and is a predicted model, not a curated record. Lineage: Eukaryota; Fungi; Ascomycota; Sordariomycetes; Glomerellales; Glomerellaceae. Bases 1 to 963 code for a protein of 320 amino acids. Gene Ontology annotation, biological process: regulation of G protein-coupled receptor signaling pathway.
AUGUCGAACCCUACCCCAGCCCAGGAAGAAUUCAACGCGCUGCUAGCAGCAAACUCUCGUGACGAGAGCAGAGUACACCCCGAGGAUCGUGACCACGCCCGCCACGAGCAACAAAGCCUCGACCUUGACGAAGACGAGAUCCAUCGCAACUCCCAGAUUGACGCCGCCAUGCGCAUGCCAACUCUGGGCCAGACCGGCUCCGAUCUGAAGCUGCCCCCGGCCAGCUUCGAUGCCGGCCGUACGACUGGCGUGAAGGGCGUCAUUGCCGAUGCCCGCAACUACGAGAACGCCCGCAAGACCUCCUUCAUGAGCCGCGCGCGCACGACGGUGCGGCGCUCCAUCUUCGGCUUGGACGACCUCAACUCUCAGUCCCACCCAUCACAGAAGAGCGGCAGCGAGACGGACGAGGCCAACGGCAGCGACUCGGACGACAGCUUCAUGCAGCAAUGGCGCGAGAGCCGCCGGAGAGAGCUCGAGAGCGAGUCCACCAAGGUCAUCAGGAACCGGAGAACAAGUCCUAGCGUGCGAAUCUACGGCCGUAUGGAUGAGGUGGACGCCUUGGGCUACCUUGACGCCAUUGAGAAGGUUGCGCGGGACACUGUCGUUGUCGUUUUUGUCUAUGACCCGGAGGUAAACAUCCCACCACCACCACCACCACCGCCACCAUCACCACCAAUGAUUGUAGAGGAGCCAUUGCUGACAAUAGACUUGCAGUGCGACGUAUCUGCGACGAUAGAACAGGCCAUGAUGGCCCUAGUGUCGCAGCACUCAACGAUACAUUUCGUCAAGGUUCACUACCUUGAUAUCGAAUUCGAUAACGCUGCUGUGCCCGCAAUCUUGGCAUACCGCAACCAGGGUGACAUGAUCGCCAACCUGACUGGCAUUAUCGAAAUGAUCCCUGACGAUGAGAUUUUUGGCACCGACACGCUGGCACGCCUUUUCCAGAAGCACGACAUCCUAUGA